CACGAAUGGCACUGAAACGGUCAAAGCGGUUCUUUACAUCAUCAUCAGGCGUAUAUUUGGACGCAUGAACGGGGAAGUAGGAGUGACACAUCAGCCACAUUCACAAGCAGGGGAUAUUGCCUGAAAACAUUAAUCAAGACAGCUGUCUAUAGCCCUCAUCAUGAUUCACAGCUUGUUCCUGAUAAACAAUGGUGGGGAUUUAUUCCUGGAGAAACACUGGAAGAGUGUCAUAAGCCGCUCUGUCUGCGACUAUUUUUUCGAAGCACGAGAAAAAGCGGUGGAACCUGACAAUGUGCCUCCUGUCAUCCGCACCCCUCAUCACUAUCUCAUAAACAUCUACCGCGAGAAGAUCUUCUUUGUUUCUGUCAUCCAAACAGAAGUGCCUCCACUUUUUGUAAUAGAAUUUCUGCAUCGAGUCGCAGAGACAUUUCAGGAUUAUUUUGGAGAAUGUUCUGAGACCACUAUCAAGGACAAUGUGGUCAUAGUCUAUGAGCUCUUGGAGGAAAUGUUGGAUAACGGCUUCCCCCUCGCCACAGAAUCCAACAUCUUGAAAGAACUUAUCAGACCUCCUACGAUCCUGCGGUCAGUGGUCAACACCAUCACAGGCAGUAGUAAUGUUGGCGAGACCCUCCCUACUGGUCAGCUCUCAACUAUCCCGUGGAGAAGAGCAGGUGUUAAAUAUACCAAUAAUGAGGCUUAUUUUGAUGUGGUGGAAGAAAUUGAUGCUAUUCUGGAUAAGUCUGGAACUACAGUUUUUGCAGAAAUCCAGGGAGUUAUUGAUGCUUGUGUCAAACUCUCUGGAAUGCCAGACCUUACUCUCUCAUUUAUGAACCCCAGACUCCUGGACGACGUGAGCUUUCAUCCGUGUGUCCGUUAUAAGAGAUGGGAAAGUGAGAGAGUUAUCUCCUUCAUUCCCCCCGAUGGAAACUUUCAGCUCAUGUCAUAUCACAUCAGUGCGCAGAACCUUGUAGCAAUCCCGGUAUAUGUGAAGCAGAACAUCAGUUUCUUUGAGACUGGACCCUCAGGAAGACUGGACAUCACUGUGGGUCCUAAGCAAACCAUGGGAAAGACUGUGGAGUGUUUGGUAGUGACUGUACACAUGCCUAAAGUGGUUCUCAGUGCCAACCUCAAUGCGACUCAGGGAACCUACAACUAUGACCCAGUCACAAAGAUUUUGGUGUGGGACAUAGGGAAACUUAAUCCCCAGAAGCUUCCCAAUCUGAAAGGAAGUCUAAGUCUGCAGUCUGGAGCUCCUAAACCAGAGGAGAACCCAAGUCUGAACAUUGACCUGAAAAUCCAGCAGUUAGCCAUCUCAGGAUUGAAAGUGAAUCGUCUAGACAUGUACGGAGAGAAAUAUAAACCAUUCAAGGGUGUGAAAUAUGUGACCAAAGCUGGGAAAUUUCAGGUCAGGACAUGAGGCCGGCUGCAGAGUAUCACAAUGAUAUGCCAAAAGUUUAUUAGAGGUGCCAUUUUCUAAGUGACAAAUCAUACAGAAUUGCAACCUUGUGCACAUUCUCUUAUUUUUUAAAACAUUGAAGAUACAUUUGUUAUUGUAAUAUUUAUCUUUCUUUGUUUUGUGGGAAGUAACUGGCAAUUUGCAAGAAGUGAACAUCUUUCCACUGCAGAGUAUUGGGAGAGUUUUUUCUUUUUGAAUCUUUAUCUUCAUAUCAGUAACAUUCCAUUAAUGUAUUAACUGUAUGAUGUUGGAUUUAAGGUACAGUACAUCUCUGCCAGGAACACUUAGAUUUGUGCCAUCAAAAACAAGGUUCUUUAUAUUAUAGUAACACUGCAUUUACAUGUUAAAGAUGGAACAUGUUAGCACAGAAAACAGCUGUUUUAGGUAGUGUGUGAUGCAAGAUAUUUUCUAAUCACAUUACUGCACUACAAUCUUUGAUAUUGGCACAAAACAAUACCUGAGAGUUUCUGCACAUACACACAGACCUUAUUUUUCAUAUACAUUUUUUGCCAUGUAAUUUCUUUUAGUCCAGUGGCCUUUGAAUGGGAAAAAAUGGCCUUUCUUUAAAAGCACAGCCAUGCUUAAAGCAGGACAUAUCUACAAUGAUGCUCUACUUAUCUACUAAACAAGCACAUCACUGCUCAGAGGUGAAUGGCACUUGUACCUGCUGAAAAGAGAAUUUACUCUUACACUCAAAGUUUGCCACAUACAAGCACUAUGGAGCCAUUAUGAGCACACGUGAUAAAAUCUGUUCUGUUGCGCUGACCUGCAGUGACACAGUAGAUAUGCAGGUCUGCCACUUUAAUGAAGCUUUGAGGAUUUGCACAAUCACAAAGAAAACACAACUGCAUUAUUUUAUAAAAUGUCAAGGGAACUGCUUAACUGCAUUUUAAGAUAUGUAUUUAAACCAAAAGCCUUCAGAUUUAUAAAGUUUCAAAACAAAAUGUGGUCUUUUUUGUGUGUCUGACUAAUAAUUGUUUAUUAUAGCUUAACAUGAAUAUACUUGAAAGUAUUAUAGUACAAUGAAUGUCUUGGAAGUUAAUAUCAAAGGAGAAUUUUGUGUAAUAAUUGAAGUGCAGUACCUUUUACAAAUGAGUCUGUAACUUGUCCCUUUAGUGACACAUCUGGGGAGAGAAGUUUCCAAACACCUAACAGAACUUUUUUAUUAAUCUGAGGCACAUAAGAUGUUUUUUUUCUAUGUGACACUGACAAAAAGUCAACAUUAGUGUCAUAUAUACAUUCACAAAGCAGUAUUUUCACUCUUUCUAAAUGUCAUCAGAACCCAAAACAUGCUAUUACACAUACAAAUACAGCCCUGUAAACUUUCACAACGAGGCACUAUAUUGGGGGCUGACAAGGUAAUCUUUCAAAUGUAUAUGUUAUAGAUAAGAGUUGUAAGUGAAUGCAAGGCAGUGAAGCAUCAUGAUAGUGUUUUACUGAAGCUGUACAGAGAAUUCGGAGUGCAUCUUCAGCUUAAGGUGAUGAGCAUGUGCUACUGAGCUUCCCAUACUAAAAUUGCACAAUUUCCACACAUUUGAUUUUGUGCAGUCAAUAAAAUGAUAGAUCACCCAAAAAUUAAAAUUAAAAUGCGAUUUAUUUACCCAAAUGUCAUUCCAAACCUGUAUGACUUACUUUCUUCUGUGGAACACAAAAGAUGAUAUGGUAACACUUUAUUUUGCAGUGUCUAUGUUACUGUAGUAAUAACUAAAUUUUGCAUAAUUACAUGCAACACUAACCCUACAACAAACCUAAUCCUAACCCAAUAGUAAGUACUCAUAGUUAAUAAAUAUUUCUCAGUAUACUGUAACAAGGACAACUUAAAAUAAAGUGUAACCGAAGAUAUUUUGAAAAAUGUCUGUUUUGUCCAUACAUUGAAAGUCAAUGG
This is a messenger RNA of Ctenopharyngodon idella (grass carp), 3341 nucleotides long. It is a transcript of the gene ap3m1, whose product is annotated as adaptor related protein complex 3 subunit mu 1. The coding region runs from base 161 to 1417 and encodes 418 amino acids. The transcript has 10 exons. Gene Ontology annotation, biological process: intracellular protein transport; endocytosis. Gene Ontology annotation, cellular component: clathrin adaptor complex; cytoplasmic vesicle. The record is from RefSeq and is a predicted model, not a curated record. Lineage: Eukaryota; Metazoa; Chordata; Actinopteri; Cypriniformes; Xenocyprididae.